AUGUCUAACCUUACAAGACUUCACUACUUUGAAAAUAAUAUUUCGUGGAGCUUAGAAAGUUUUUUACAGUGGAGCCUGUUCUAUGCUAACGACUUUGAUGGAAAUAAAGAUAAAGAACAUCGAAUUUAUAAGACACAUUUAGAAGCAAUCUAUAAUGAUCCGAAUUUAUUGAAGAACCGUGAUAGCGAAAAGUGUGUUACUAGCUCAAAAGGUGCUAGGAUACGUCUGACAGCCCGGUGGAUACGUCUAGCGGGGCACCUUAGGAUACGUCUGAAUUGGGCACAACUUCGAACCGCUCUUUAUGAAAUUUAG
Messenger RNA from Dentiscutata erythropus, 312 nucleotides. Lineage: Eukaryota; Fungi; Glomeromycota; Glomeromycetes; Diversisporales; Gigasporaceae. The record is from the annotation of a GenBank genome assembly.